Paralichthys olivaceus (Japanese flounder) is the source of this 2957-nucleotide messenger RNA. RefSeq names its product cadherin 16, KSP-cadherin (gene cdh16). Gene Ontology annotation, biological process: adherens junction organization; cell-cell adhesion mediated by cadherin; cell morphogenesis. Gene Ontology annotation, molecular function: cadherin binding; calcium ion binding. NCBI's taxonomy places the organism in Eukaryota, Metazoa, Chordata, Actinopteri, Pleuronectiformes, Paralichthyidae. Gene Ontology annotation, cellular component: adherens junction; catenin complex; plasma membrane. The record is from RefSeq and is a predicted model, not a curated record.
GGGAACACACACAUCAUUUGGAGACGAGACUCAUGGCGAACACAGGAGCCACACCAGUGCUGAUCCUAGCUCUCAUACUGGUGAUACUUUACACUUUAGCACCCUGUUCUGGGGCAAACGUUAAAAUCGGUGUCCCUGAAAACUACGAUGGUAUUUUCCCAUGGUAUCUAGCCAAGCUCCACAGCCUGCCCAGUAAUUACAGCGACCUGGUGGUAACCGGGGACGAUGAGGGGAUAUUCGGUGUUGACGCUCAGUUUCUUUAUGCUCUGAAACCACUGGACAGGGAGAAACAGCCGUCUUACUCUCUGCAGUUGUCCUUCAGGGCCUCAGUGCACAGACAGAGCUUCACUGUCGAAGUGUGUGUCAUCGACAAGAACGACAACGUGCCCACUUUCCUCGAGGAGAGCAUGAGAGGCAGCGUCCAGCUCGGCCUACUCAAAGGGAUCCCAUUCAUGCAGGUGGAGGCGCUGGAUCGAGACGACCUCGACACUGCUCAUGCCGACCUGCGGUUCAGCCUCAUGGAGCAGACGCCCAGGAUUCCCUCCAGCCAAAUGUUCUCCAUCGGCUCCAUCACUGGAGAGGUCUCCCUCACUGACGAAGGAGCCUCCACUCUGGACCCAGAGAUGUGCGGCCGUUACAAGCUCUCAGUGAUGGUGAAGGACAUGGCCGGGAAGGCCAACGCUUUCUUCACCACCGGCAUCGUUACCGUGGAGGUGACAGGAAACACCUGGGCAUCACCUGACCCUGUGCGACUCCAGGAGAACCUGCCGGGCCCCUACCCCAUCCCCAUCUCUCAGGUCAAAUGGAGUGGAAGUCAGGCAGUGUACAGUCUGGACGGGGAGUUUCCAGAGAUGCUCUUCACCAUCAGCAGAGAAGGAGUCAUUUAUCUCAAUGCUCCUCUGGACAGAGAGACUCAAGACCAGUUCCAGAUCAGCAUCGUGGUUGAGCGUCCGGACGGCAGAGAGAUUGCCAAACCUGUGGAGCUGAGGGUGAUGGUGGGCGACGCCAACGACAACAGACCCACCUUCCCACAAGCUCAGUACCACACAGUGGUCAAGGAACUGGCUGCUCGAGGGACAGAAAUCCUCACAGUGCAGGCAGCCGACAACGACGAUCCCAAGACGGACAACGUGCGGAUCUUUUACCGUUUAGUCGGGCAAAUUCCAGAGAGUCCUCGUGCCCUCUUCAGAGUGGACCGAGACUCUGGGGUCAUCUCCGUCCAAGCAGACAGUAUGGAGGGCACAGCACCACAGUACACCCUCACCAUCACUGCUGAGGACGCCAAAGGUUUAAACAGUUCCUGCACUGUUGUUGUGACAGUGCAAGACGAGAACAACAACCCGCCCGUCUUCUCUCAACAUGAGUAUGGGCCUUUUCACAUCCUGGAGGACGCCCCCGUGGGCACCACAGUAACAGCUGUGCUGGCAGGGGACGCAGAUGUGCGAGGAGGAGACAGCUGGCAGGUGGACUACCGCUUGGAGUCUGGAAAUGAGGAGGAGGUCUUUACAUUAAUGACGGACAAGCAGACCAAUGAGGUCUCGCUUGUGCUCUCAAAGGUGUUGGACUUUGAGCGUGAGAGCGAGUACAUCCUGGUGCUCAGUGCUCGGAACCCAGUGGCUCUGGUCCGUGGACGAUACGGACCUGCAUCCACAGCAACAGUCGCCAUUUAUGUUGACGACGUAAACGAGGGUCCAAUCCUGUCUCAGAGCCAUUACGAGGUGACCGUCAGAGAGGGCGAGGAACCGGGACGGGUCAUCGCCACCAUCCGAGGUUAUGACCCCGAUUCUCACCCCAUCAGAUAUUCUCUUCAAGGGGACACAAAGAAAUACUUUUCAAUAGGGAAGUACUCUGGAGAACUGAAGACUGUGCAGGCCUUGGACAGAGAGGAGAACAGCACGUACACCAUGGAGGUCAUUGCAGUGGAUGGACGAAACUCUUCCUUAUCCGCGUCCACCCUGGUGACAGUGCAGAUCCUGGAUGUGAAUGACAACAGCCCGGUGCUGGUUGGAGACUACUCCUGGAAGUACCUGUGUACUCCUCGCUGGGAGGACCAGGCUCUGGUGUUGGCCUCAAGGGACAGUGACGGACCUCAGCACGGGGGACGGCUCAACUUCUCCCUGCGCAGUGAUGCCACAGUUCGUCGGAACUGGAAGCUAACGCCGAUAAACGAUACUCACACCAACCUGUCCUUAAACAUCCCAUACCUGUCCCCUGAGGUCUACACCGUGCCCUUCACCAUUUCUGACAGCAGCUCCCCUCCCAGGAGCACCUUCAUAAACCUGCCAGUGACAGUGUGUCCCUGCAACGUCAGAGGAAACUGCAAAAUGGCUGCCAAGCAGUUGCAGGGGAUGCCAACUAUUCAGUCAGCAGUGGGAAUACUGCUCGGCACCUUUGCGGUCAUAGGAACCAUCCUUGUUGUUGUUUUUGUGAGACUGUCCUACCAGAACCCGAAAAGGCCGAGCAAAACUAACCAGGAGAGAGUUCCCCUGAAGAUUUCAAUCUAAUUAAGGCGAUACUGUUUUGUCCGUCCUGCUCACUGUCCUGGACAACAGGGCUAAUGUAAUAAUGUUGCUUUUAGGGCACUGAAUCCAUCAAGUGACUGUGAAUGUCUAAAAAUGAAUGUACAGUAUAUUUCACUUUGUAGGUUAGAUGUACACUGACCUAAAAAAGGCAUAUCCCAUAAUAGUCUGAAUUAGUCAUGAUGUCAUAUGAAUUCUAAGUACUCAGGCCUGAGCCUGGGACACGAUGUUGACUUUCGUUUUAGGUUUGUCAUUUUGUAUUGCUGUAGAUCAGUAUAUGGUUCCUAUUAUAUUAUAUUAGGGCGGUUUUUAAAACAAAGUUAUAUUAUGUCAUUAUUGUUUUAGAAUAUAAGAAUAAAGGUGUAAUUUUGUGAGAUACGUUUUUAAUGACAUGUUGAAAUUGAAUUCACAAUAUUGCAAUUUAUUGCUUUUAAAAGA